Molecule: messenger RNA, 2223 nt
Organism: Tyto alba (common barn owl)
Lineage: Eukaryota; Metazoa; Chordata; Aves; Strigiformes; Tytonidae
Product: intestinal-type alkaline phosphatase-like
Exons: 11
Coding region: 1-1770 (589 amino acids)
Biological process (GO): dephosphorylation
Cellular component (GO): plasma membrane
Molecular function (GO): alkaline phosphatase activity
Source: RefSeq, a predicted model, not a curated record
AUGGGUCAGGGCUGGGCACAACACGCUCCCCAGGAGCUGGCAAGCCGUGAAAGCCGUCGGGGUCACCUGCAGUCCCCAGGGGUUGUGCUGCUGGCGGUGUCCUUCCAGGUGGCCUGGUGCAACCACGCGUGGAUGCCACCUCGGGAGUGGGAGCGGGUGGGAGCAGCCUGUUCCACCUUGGAUCUCCAGCUCCUCGCCGGACCCCCAGGUUGCCCAGCCUCCUGCACGGCCCCGGCUCUGCUCUCCCCUCCAGAUGCCGAGAAGACCCCCGGCUACUGGAACAAAGGGGCCAGGAGGAGACUGGACCUGGCCCUGGCAUUGCAGCCUGCAGCACGGCGGGCCAAAAACAUCAUCCUCUUCAUGGGUGACGGCAUGGGGCUGCCCACCAUGUCGGCGGCUCGGAUCUACAAGGGGCAGCUGGCCGGUGGCUCGGGCGAGGAGAGUGUCUUGGCCAUGGAGAACUUUCCCCACGUGGCCCUGGCCAAGACCUACACCAUCGACCGGCAGGUGCCAGACAGCGCUGGCACGGGCACAGCCUACCUCUGCGGGGUGAAGACCAACGCCAAGACACUGGGGCUGAGCGGGGCAGCCGUCUAUGGCAAAUGCCGCACCACCUUUGGCAAUGAGGUGGACUCCAUCCUGCACCGGGCCAGGCUGGCAGGCAAGUCGGUGGGCAUCGUGACGACCACGCGGGUGCAGCACGCGUCCCCCGGGGCAGCCUAUGCCCACUCAGCCAGCCGGAGCUGGUACGCCGACGCCAACAUGCCCAAGGAGGCGUUGCGGGAUGGCUGCAAGGACAUUGCCUACCAGCUGGUGCACAACACGGACAUCAACGUGAUCCUGGGCGGCGGGCGGAUGUACAUGACCCCCAAGCGUACCCCGGACCCCGAGUACCCAGAGGACCCAGCUCAGAAUGGCACCAGGAAGGAUGGCCUUGACUUGAUUGCUGAGUGGCUGAGUGCCAAGCAGGGCGCCCGCUACGUCUGGGACAAGAAGGGCCUGGACGCAGUCGAGGAUGACUCCGUCAGCCAUCUGAUGGGCCUCUUCGAGCCACAGGACAUGAAGUAUGAGCUGAACCGCAACACCUCCACGGACCCCUCCAUCGUGGAGAUGACGGAAAAGGCCAUUCGUAUCCUGCGCAGGAACCCCAACGGCUUCUUCCUCUUCGUGGAAGGUGGCAGGAUUGACCACGGCCACCACAGCGGCCGGGCCAAGCAGGCACUGAUGGAGGCUGUCAUGCUGGACCGGGCAGUGGCGCGGGCAGGCGAGCUCACCUCCCGCUCCGACACCUUGACCGUGGUGACGGCUGAUCACUCCCACGUCUUCACCUUUGGGGGCAACACGCUGCGUGGCACCUCCAUCUUUGGGCUGGCCCCCAAAAAAGCCAAGGACAAGCGAGCCUACACCAGCAUCCUCUAUGGCAACGGUCCUGGUUACAGCAUCCGCGCCGGCGGCCGCCAGGCCGCCAGCCUCCCCGCUGCAGAGGACAAAGACUACAGGCAGCAGGCAGCGGUGCCCCUGGAGACCGAGACCCACAGCGGGGAGGAUGUGAUGGUGCUGGCCCAGGGCCCCAUGGCCCACCUCUUCCACGGGGUGCAGGAGCAGCAUUAUAUCGCCCAUGCCAUGGCCUACGCCGCCUGCCUCGAGCCCUACGCCACUGAGCCUGGGUGCGGGUCAGCCCGCAGGGCCUCCCAUGGCACCCAGUACUCUCCACAGCCCCUGCUCACCCUCCUGGCUCUCUGCGUGGCUGCUCAUGUGGUGGGGGGCUGAAAGCCCCACUUCAACCCAGGCUUCCCAGCCCUCCCCGAGCCACCCCACUGAACAUCUUGACAGCCGGGUCCCUGCUGUGGCCAAGAUCAAAGGAUGCAAUAAAAUAUGGGUUGUUUUUCUCCAUCUGCCAUGUGAGAUUUUGCAGCAGCAGUUGCCUCCUAAGGUUCUGCCCUGUGCUUCAGUUUCCCCAGGUGGUCAUGGCUCCUAGUUCCCUGCCGGAACCAGCACUUGGGGGCAUUGGGGUGAUGGAAGAGACGAAAUGAGGGUGAGGGGAGGCCAUGUGCCCCCUCAGCUUUGCCAGGCUGGGGCACAGCACGCAAGGGUUGGUACUUCCCACCAAGGGCCGAGCAAGGAGCAGUUUUAGUCCAUAUCUGUAGGUAUAUUGCUCAAGAAAGUGCUGGGCAGAGAGCAGGGCUGCUCAGUGCACAAGUGACCCCAGGUGCUUCUGAUACC